Messenger RNA from Sphaeroforma arctica JP610, 421 nucleotides. RefSeq lists its product as hypothetical. The transcript is spliced from 2 exons. NCBI's taxonomy places the organism in Eukaryota, Ichthyosporea, Ichthyophonida. The annotation marks the transcript as partial. The record is from RefSeq and is a predicted model, not a curated record.
AUGAAUAUUCAAUCCGCGAAAGACAGCUUGACGGAUACCAUGGAACAUAUACUUGAUUGCAAACUCCUUAUGGGGGAUGAUAUUAGUAUCGAAGUGGCCAAAUCAUCGGGGCCAAAAUCAGAAUACGAGGUUACAAGCGAAGAAGAUCUAUCUGAAGCAAUACAGAAGCCAAAUAUUGAUACACUAGUUAACUAUUAUCUCCACCCGCUCCACAAGGAUCUAACGUCACCGAGCUUCACAUCAGAAACACGAACUACAACACUGGCCGAAAUCAAAAGGAAAAUAACAAAUACAUAUGUUGCUAUAUUUGAGGCAAGGUCUAGUCUGGAGAAACACUUGACAGACAAGGCGACAGUUACGACGGAACAAUCAACAGAAUCUGGUGAGUCUACAGAAUCAUGUACGCCUAAUAAGCCUACAG